Molecule: messenger RNA, 1011 nt
Organism: Annulohypoxylon truncatum
Lineage: Eukaryota; Fungi; Ascomycota; Sordariomycetes; Xylariales; Hypoxylaceae
Product: serine hydrolase FSH
Exons: 3
Coding region: 179-865 (228 amino acids)
Cellular component (GO): nucleus; cytoplasm
Source: RefSeq, a predicted model, not a curated record
ACGGCAUCUCUAAAUAGGGGGCCGAGAGCCAAUGGAUACUCAACGUGCUACUAAGUAAUACAUACUGUGAAUAUGAAGCGAAGUCCGUAGUCAGCACUAAAUCCUUCAGGUCGUUUCUCCUAUUCACCUGCAAAUUCAUAUUUUGCCCAAGUUAAAUUCCAAUCCCCGUAUUAUCGAUAUGCGAUUUCUCUGUCUACACGGGUCGGGGACCAACUCGAAGCUAAGUUAUUGGCUGUCAGCCGCGAUACGCUACGAGUUAGGGGAUCAUCAUACGUAUGAGUUUGUGGAGGGUACCUUGCCAAGCCCAGUGGCCCCCGAACUCAACGGGAUGGCUGCUCCAGAUGAUGAAUUCUUUUCAUAUAUUGAUCUAGAUGAUCUAAAUACUUGCGUCUCUUCACUUGUCAACCUCGAUACCUACAUUUCGGAGGAGGGCCCAUUCGAUGGGAUCAUGGCCUUUUCGCAAGGAGCUAUGAUUGCGGCGACGUAUAUUAUUUGGAAGAUGACACAGAACGCGGUGCUACAGCAGGAUUCUCCCACUUUCAAGUGCGCCAUAUUCUUUUCUGCGUGGGGUGCAUAUGACCCUGAGCUACUUUGGCAGAGCCAGCUUCGUCCAAUGACACCACUGCUUGACGGAGAAGCCAUUCAUAUUCCCACAGCCCAUAUAUGGGGUCAGGAUGAUGUUUCGUCAGCUAAAGCAGCCAGUCUUAGUGGCAUAUGCUCACUCCGUACAAGGCAGAUCUAUGUACACCCCGGCGGCCAUGAAAUUCCGGGGGCUAGGAUGAAUGCUGCUGUCAAGUCCAGCGUUCGAAUCAUCCGGAGGAUAAUUUCGUUAGCAGAUGAACUUGCUUAUAGAGAUAGGAAAUAGACCGCCUGGGGCGUUAUUAGAGACCACGUAAUUCAUACUGUUGGCAAUGAUUCAUUACCCACCUACAUAGCAUCUUAGAUCAUGUGAAAUCUAAAACGUUCAUUCGAUGGAUCAUGACUUCCGUAAUUGACAUACGCCCAAUUAUU